GACAUACGCAGUCUGUGGUAGCGCUGUCGCGAGGACGGACGAGAUAACUCAGUAUUCGUCGUCACUUCGGUCCCGCGAGGGCUUCGUGACGGUCGUGCUCGAUUUCACGACUGUACGAAAGCGAGGAACGUCAUUCGGCCGAAAGAGGGAGUGAGAGGAAAAGAGAGAAAGAGAAGAAGGAAGAGUACCGCAUCCAGCGAGCUUGCCACACCGUACGUCUCACGAUGUUUUCCGGCCUGACGAAUCAGGUGUCCAAUUGGAUGGGCAAGAAGCCCGAGAACGGCGGCGAAUUGCCUGCCGAGCCCAAAGCCGCGUCCCCGGAAGCCGAGAUCGGCGGUGAUCUCGAGAAAAAGAACAAUACCAGUCCGAAAGGCAAUAAACUGGAAAUGUUCGCCGGAGUGAAGAAUCAAAUGUCCGGCUGGUUGAGCGGCGGAAUACCUGGAUUAAGCCGCGGCGCCGGGGCCGGCGAGGGUGAGGCUCCGCCACCGACUGAGACAGAAGAGAGCAGCCAGGUUCCUCAAGAGAUUCAGGCUGCUCCCGUCGGCGAGCAAGUAAAGGAUGACGAUGCAAGCAGGUGGGCUUCAGAUGCAACUGGCGGGGCAGACAGCGGACCGGCUAGUUUAGAGGGUACCCCGACUGACGACAAGAACGGACAGCAAGCUUUCGGUGCCGCUUCCGCGAAGGCGCUUGCGGGCGCGAAGAGUCUCGGUGGAUUCUUGUACAGCGCCGUGAACAAGGCCGGGAAGACCGUGGUGGAGGCCAGCGCAAAGAUCAAGAAGACCGUCGAAGAGAACAGGCUGAUUGCCGAACUCAACAAGGAACAGGAGGCUUUCAUAGCCAGUAAGCAGACCGAAAAGGGCGAGGCUGUUGCACCGUGGGUCGGCGCGCCGAACGAGGACGCGCUGCGCGAGGAGUGCCUGUCCCUCUCAACCGACCGGCGUAAUUUUGUGAGAGCACCACCGCCAGGCGUAGAAUUCGCUUGGGACUUCGAGGCCGUUCAGCCGAUGGCACAGGCCACCCUCGCCCUGGAUCCGAAUCUCGAAGCCAUGAGGUUCGAGCUGGUGCCGAAGGUUAUAUCCGAGGAGAACUUCUGGCGCAACUACUUCUACCGGGUGUCCCUGCUGCGCCAAGGCUAUGAGCUGAACUCGAUGGCCAGCCAGGCGGAAAGCAACCCCAAUCAAACCCUCGCCAGCACGGACAGCAUCGACCAUACUCAAGUUCAAAUGACCACUGGCCAGGCCACCACCGGCGCCACGACGACGAGCAGUAACAGCGCUGAUUCGCCAGGUCACGAGUUCGUGUCCGAUACCAUGAGAGUCUCGGACACAGACCUCGAGGAGGUCCGAGAGGGGAUGAAAAAGCUGGGGAUGCAGCCACCGAAAGCCUAAAAGAAGAGGAGAGUGCCCCCAUUAUCCAAAGCACACCCCCUCAAAAAUAUACAUGCUUCCCGCUCUCGAAAACUGACGAUUACUGUUAUCCUCGUCGUUCUCUUCCUCCUCCUCAUUCCCUCUCGCCUAUCUUUCUCUUUCUCCCACACCUGCCUUUUCCCAUUUUUUAUUUUUUUCGUGUUUUAAUCUUUCGUUUCCGUCGUGUUUGAUCGCGGAGCCGCCAACGGCACGAACGUUCCCACGAGACGAACGGUAUUGCCCUCCUUCGCGGCUGUUCGUUCCGUUUCCGAUCGGCCCACGCGAACCCGUACCAGUCGCAAGGAUCGGCUCGAUUGAACGCCGCGUCAGGCUCGAACCGACGAACGUCCGAGAAAAAAGAUGUGUCGGCGUCGAAAUGUCCACGUCGAAACGUGGCCUCCUCGCACUCUGACUCUAAUACGCUAAGUACAGACAGUCCGUAGCUCAGGGUUGCUUUAAUAACACCGCGAUCUUCGUAAUUAGACGACGGAGAGCCGAGAUGGUCGGGAAAACGAAUUUAAUUAGUUUAACAGAGACAAAUCUUGGCGUAAGCUAACUUUCAAGUCUCUUUUUUUCAUAUAAUCAGGUAACUUGGGUAACGUGGAGAAGUCCCGGGAGUGUUGUUUUUAUUUCCAAUCUCGUCUUACAUUAGAGGACCGCGGGAAUUUAUCUCGGUCGAGUCUCGAGAGCAUUUUUACAUUCCGAUAAAGGGCGUACCUUUGUUUCUCCAUCUAACGAGCGAUCGUCAUAUCCAGCGACGAUGUUGAUUAUCGGCUCUUCGGAAAAAAUACGAUAUUUCCGUAACGAUUCCUUUAUAAUUCGGACGUCCACGUGUCGCGGUCGCAUCGAGGAUACGGUUAACAGAUCGGCCUGCGACGAGACAAGCCUGUAAUCAGUACGCAGCCGUGUCGCGGCGCGUGUCGAUGCACGGAUGAAGAGGGUGUGGUGAAUGGUCAUCUGGGUGGAUUAACAAGCCGACUGGGUAGGUGAGCACAGAGAGAGAGAGAGAGAGAUACAACGUUGUUAUUAUAACUAUCAUCGAUGUCGCCGCUGGUUGGCUGUCGUUAAUCGCUAUCGCUCGAUCCUCGUUGAUAAGUUCGUAGAUCGACACGAACUCGCGACAAUGCAGCGUGAAAACGGCGGUAACGAGGAAUUACGAAUUAAGAACUAGCGUGGGUGAUGGGUAAAAAAACAAAAACAAAAUGAGGAUCGGAAAGACCGGCAGAAGAGGGUUGGACGAAAUCGGAGAGAAAUGUAUCGGGAUACUCCGGGAAAUGUUCACAUUCCGAAUAUUUCGAGCAUGAAAUAAUGUCUCUUCGUUUCGGAUAUUCGCGUCGGACGACCGUGCUCGAAAUCUUGCGUCGAGCUCGCCGAAUCGCGAAAUUCGAAGAUGAGACGCGACAGGAAGAAAACGGAAAUUCACGGAAGAAGUCCGAAAGGUCGUCGCGUCGUUGAACCGUUACGCGCCCGUGUGUGUGCGUGUACGCACGACAUACCAAAUAAUAUAGUAGAUAACGGUAGCAAUAACAGGGAGGGUGUGCGAGAGGAUGAGGAACGAGAAAGAAAGAAAGAAACGAACGGACGAAUGAGAUAACCACGCGGAACAGAGCAAAAAGAGAUACUAGGCCACACGUGUCGUUUGUAUUUCUGACCGUUUCGCUGUUGUCUCUGUAUUAAUUCCAAUUAAUGUAGCCUCUCUCUUCUCGACUCUCUCUCUCUCUCUCUCUCUCUCUCUCUCUCUCUCUCUCUCUNUUUCCUUCCGUGUCUCUUUGUAAAAGUAUCAUUAACGCAGCAACAAUCGAACGCGCCCUUUUUAACAAAGGACAGAAACCGAAUAGGUCGGGAAAUAACGCAGUUACCGAUGAAAACACGAGAUCAUGUUGCGCGAACCGCACUUAAUCAUAGAUGUACCUUCGUAAGAUUCGAUUAAUUAAAUUGAGACCUAAGAGGAAAAGAGAAGAAAGAAAUAUAUGUAUAAAUAUAAUACACUAUUACUAAAUAAAAUAUAAAGUACAGUAGCGCGCGCGCGCGCGCUACACGAAUCCGCGAUCUUUCCCACCGAAGCUCCGCCUCUCGUGGACGUCCUUUUUGUACAAAUAAUUAGACUUCUACGGGGUACCCGAAGGAAAUCUGUUUUCUCCCGCUCUCUCGACGAGAGGUAGAAACACGGAGACCCAAGGAAGACAAAUCCUCUCUCACUCUCUCGGUGGAUACAGCCGAGGUCCCUUGUAAAUUCAUUUUCCUCGGGUCUCGUUUCCGGUCUAAUUCGCGGUAUACAGCCGCCGGAGCAGACAGAGGAUCCUGAUAAUUCGUACGAGACGGUCUCACGAGCGCGAGUUAUCCGGAGGAGGAGAAGGAGGCGAUCGGAUUUCCGCGCGCCGCUGUAAAUUCGUUGAAUGACAAUACGUGUAUUUAAUACGGGAACGAGUUGUAACUCUGCUCGCGCCCGACACACUUUCUCUCUCUCUCUCUCUCUCUCUCACUCAUUUUCUCAUUCUCUCUUUCUCUCUCUCCCCUCUCUCGUAUGGGUGUAGCGAUUUCUUUCCGAAUGCGAAGCAGCUAGCUGAGAUGCGAUUCCGUUUACACGCCCGUCCACCUGAACAGCGAGGGGGCGAGGGAAUAAAUUAAUUACGCGAGUUUUCUACGUGGACGUCGAUCGGGGAAACGGUAAACGGGUCGAUUUGUGCGCGUUGAUCGAGGAUUUACGCGCCACCAAUUACGGGACACCUACGGAAUGAUGCCACUUCACGUUUCCGCAGAGGGCGGGCGGUGGACGGACGGACGGACAGCAGGCGUACCUACAUACGUGCGUGUAUCUCCAGCCGGGAAAACGCGAUCGCGGAACGCGAAGUCGCACGAGGUCCCGAAAGUUAUCGGUGUUUCUAUUCGUUUCAAGAGAGAGAGAGAGAGCGCGCGCUAUCAGGGGAGAAAACGUUGACAGAACAUUGAACGGCGAUCGUUGCGAUUUCACGGGAACAUUUACGCGUGCACGGAGAGAAAAAUAAUUUCCUGGCACAGCAAAUUUUAUACCGUCGCAGCAAAAUUAUUAUACGGGCGUCAUAAUUUGUUAAGAGUGCUAAUUCGCUGGAUUACUUUGCUGAAUCUGCAAAUUAUAUUUUGCUGUAAGAACAUAUGAAUAAAUAUAAGGAAAACGCUAUUUUGUCCUAACAGGAAAUUAACUUAUCCUAAGGGCAAAUUUACUCAGCAAAAUAUUUUUUUUAUCCUGGCAACAAAAUCGUUUCUAAUUACGAAUAAUUCGCUGCUUUAGCUAUGCCAAUUAAAUCUUAUCGCAACGACGUUUCUACUACAACAGCAUAAAUGAUUUUUCUCUGUGUGAAUCUCGCAUUGCGUACAGUUUUUAUUUUGUACGUUCCUGCGUGACGGCAUUUAAUACGUUAAUAGCUCGAUUUGAUUUUCCAGUUGGAAUGUUUACUCACGUAUCUUAUUCGCGCGGCAAGAUAAACUGUCAGAUCAUCAUCUCGAUUGCACGUUCUUUUUACACAUCGUUUAACUCACCACGACCCUCUGUUCCGCGUCUCUUUCAUCUUUAUAUUUGUAUCGCGGGAAAAGGGAAUCGAGGGUGGAGAAGAUAAAAAUAAAAGACUCGCGGAUGCGGUGUUAUAGAUUGUUAUCGUGAGAGGAUGAACAAUUUCGUCAGACUAAUUUUCUCUCCGCGCCUUGCACACUACGUUUGCAUAUAUUGUUUCUCUCUUUGUCUCUCCUUCGUUUUUAUACGAUAGUUUCAUUGAGGAUGUGUACGUAUAUACACAUAUAUAUAUGUAUUCUCGCAAGCGCGCAUGAAAGUAUCGGAUUAUCCGCUCGCGCAGUACCGCGCGGCAUUCCGAUAAAACGGGACAACUGAAUUAUGGCCUUCGGUUCUCCCAAUGCACGGGGACACUUCGCCAGCCGGUACCAUGGACUUCGGUUUUUCCACGUCGGGAAACAUCGAAUAUCGCUCUCGGCUCGGCGCGCGUAAAGAACGACGCACAUCCGACGGACGUGGUAGCGUGCGUACGUUUGCGAGCGGCAGUAUUUCUCUUUUUUUUUUUCUCCAGUAUUUCGCCCCUCGUGUGAAAUCCGCGAAAGGAGGCGCCGCCGACGAGCUCGCUCGCUCGUCGAGCAGGAGACGCGUCGUCGCGAAGACGUUCGAGGAUAACCCGCGAGCACGUUCUAAUAGUUUUGGAGCGUCAGGGACGGGGACAAAGACGGAGGUGCGACCAGGAGAACGCACCGUAAAAGUAUUAUUUUAAGGAUUUAGCGAUUUCUAGGGAGCUCUCGCUCGACGGAGGCCCGCUACUGUAAACUUAUCUUCUCGCACGUGAAAUACGUGCACGUACGAUAGCGUUAGAUGAUUUCGCGCUUGAAGGAUGAACGAUUUAGUGCGGCGGUUCCAAAACAGUGUGUGUAUGUGUGUGUGUGUGUGUGUGUGUGUGUGUGUGUGUGAUUUCACGCGAUGCGGCCACAAUAAAAAUCUCACAUGGGAUUUUAUUGAGAGAGCAAUACAUCGCAAAAAAAUCCUAUCUAACUUGCCCUUGUUACAGAAAGGCUUUCAAAAUAAUUGCUUGCUCUUUCAUUCGACGCCAGUUAUAUAUAUAUGUGUGUGUAUCUGUGUGUGUGUAUGUGUGCGCGCGCGUGUGGGAGUAUGUUCGUGUGUACAAAUGUACUGUGUGUAAAAAAUAUAUCGAUUAUUUUAUCGUAUAUACAUAUAUAUACAUAUAACCGUUUCGUAUAUUACCCACAACGACACUUUGGACACCGCUGAUUUAACGUGACGAGUAUUACUCUCACAGCUGCGUCGGUCCGAUAAUUGCAUUUCCAAGCGUUUAAGUCGCAAUUAGGUCCCGGACAAUUGCUUUUGUAAUCGCAAGACAGUCACUUUUGUAACAAAGUACGUUAAGCGAGGCGCAAUUAGCCGCUAGCUACUCCUCCCGUCGCCGUGACGCUGUGUAACUUUCAGGGAGCUGUGUAAUCGGCGAUCGUGUGUGAUAAGUAACGUGUCGUACUCGUCGUCGCCGUGGUUCGCGAAUCAUGCGCGGAAGGGUACGGAAAAAAAGCGAUCACGAUCACGUCGUUCCCCUCGAUUAAUAAUCGCGUAACCCUUUCGUUCUCUCUCAGGCCGACUAACAUAUCCUUGUCCAACGCGGAUUAACAAAGCGAAUUCAAAGCGAGCGCCUCCAAAGCAAAGGGAACGUCCCUCUUCGUUUCGCGCAUUCUCUCUCUCUUACCUCUCUGAUUUCUCCAUUCCUGCAUUUGAGUUUUGCCUCUCUCAACCCUGUACACUCUUACACUCGGAAACGAUUUAACACACCAUACAUAUACUCUUUACGCGCGCGUACACACACACACACACACACACACACACACACACACACAUGCCCACAACAUGGCCCAUACUCUUUGUUCCCGUACGAGAAACUUCGCUCGUACUCUCUCAUCGCGGAAACACAAACAGCAACCGAAACAUACGACAGACAGACAUACAAGACCAGUGUGUGGCCCUCUCUGCAAAAUAGCUACAACGCUGCUUGUGCCUCUCCGCAGAAGAAGAUUGGGAACGUGAGUUGGAGGCCGAGCUAAAGGAUUACGAGGUUGUAACCGGCAGCGGCGGUGGUAGCAGCGCUCAGGAGAGAAGCA
Messenger RNA from Dinoponera quadriceps, 7040 nucleotides. It is a transcript of the gene Sap47, whose product is annotated as synapse-associated protein of 47 kDa. The record is from RefSeq and is a predicted model, not a curated record. Lineage: Eukaryota; Metazoa; Arthropoda; Insecta; Hymenoptera; Formicidae. The coding region runs from base 225 to 1388 and encodes 387 amino acids. Gene Ontology annotation, cellular component: cytoplasm; synapse. The transcript has 9 exons.